GAUAGAUGGACACCUCAAAAUGGCGUUUUCUAAAUCAGCUUUGCUGGUACUUCUGGCAUUAAUGUGUGAGCGGGCUGUCUAUUUUACAGUCGAAAACUAUGUAAAUGAUUUAUGGACCAAAGCUUCAAAUUCAAGUAACACCAUAUGCGACACACUACAGGAGAACAACUACACAACCAAUGAUGCAGUAUUUGCACAUAUGAUGUUUGUAGGUGCAUCAGCGUGUUUUGGAAUAUUUGGUGGUGCCUUCGCUGAUGCAUUUCUUCAUCCAAUUCCAACGCUGGGAGCAGGGUAUGUUGUCCUCAGUAUAGGUCUUGUUCUUCUGGAGUAUGCUGCAUAUGAAGCUGAGACAAAUCCUUCAGCCGCCAGAGACCUUGUCUUAGCAGGACUUGCGACUACAGGUUUGGGACACGGUUGUAUUGGGGCUGUCUUGCCGGUAGUGGGCGCUGCACAAGUGCCGGACAAAAAUAAUCGCAGACGAUUUAUUCACUGGUAUUACGUAUGGAGAAAUGUCGGGGCCAUCAUCGCUGACACAUCACGCGCUGUCUUUGUCCAGUACGAAAUCGAGUUCUACAUUAAGUAUUUGAUAGCUCCGGUUUCAGGCGCUCUAUCUGACAUACUAGUUUUGGCGGCCAUUUUGGUCAGAAAAAAGCCGCCGGAAGAAAACCCGCCGCACUCCACCUGCAAUGAAGGUACAACGCUGCCUAAUGUUUUGUCAUCGGCGUUUCAAUUAUGCAGAAAAGGGUGCCUGUUGAGUACAUCAUAUCGUGGAAGGGAAAAUAUGUCACGGGGGUCGAAUUUAAGAGCAGUUCUUAGGAUUCUGUUGGUUAAUUCUGCUGUCGUUGGAUUUGGAUUUCUUUACUUCCCGAUGAUUACAUUAUACGAGUUGCAAGCAUUUGGGCUUAACGGAACUGUGGCUGGGCACCCGUUUCCAUCUCCUUCAACUCAGCUUAUCUUGUUUAAUGAGGUUGUGGUAGUUUUUGUCAUCCCUUUUACUCUCUACUGUCUUUAUCCACGGAUAUGUCCCCGCGGCGGACCGCAUUAUAUAACAAAGACAUGUAUUGGCAUGGUCUUCUCCGUCAUAUCUGGGUUUGUCGCCAUCAUGCUAGAGACAGUUCGGAAAAAAGACAGCGAAAACAACCACGGCUAUUCCACAAUCAGUAUAUUUGCCCAAGGACCUCAAUAUAGUUUGAUUGCACUCGCUGAAGUUUUUACAGAGCUUACAGUGAUGGAGUACUCUUAUAUGGAGGCCCCCGAUGGUAUUAAGUGCUUCAGCAUGGGCCUACACCAGGCGGCGCUGGGCCUGUCCUACUUGAUUGCAGUUGGAAUUGAAGCGUUGGUGAGAAAAACUCGGCCAGACUGGCAUUUGUCUGAUUUAGGGGACAUCUGUGGUGGCGAUUCUCAAUUGGAAAGUUUUCUGGGUAUAUUGGUCCUGUUAAGCGUAGUUUUUUCUCUCAUCUUCCCUAUGGUCACAAGAAUUCCAAAGAAAAGACCAGGCUACACCAGACUGAGAUGA
Molecule: messenger RNA, 1516 nt
Organism: Lingula anatina
Lineage: Eukaryota; Metazoa; Brachiopoda; Lingulata; Lingulida; Lingulidae
Product: solute carrier family 15 member 4-like
Biological process (GO): transmembrane transport
Cellular component (GO): membrane
Molecular function (GO): transmembrane transporter activity
Source: RefSeq, a predicted model, not a curated record